AUGCUCAGGCUGUCGCCAAGCGUCUCUGCCUCAACUUCUGUUCCUCAACUUCUGUUUCCUACAGUCAACCAUGUCAAUAACCCACAUAACUUCGCUUUCCCAGCUUGAUGGUUUCUUAUCUGGAAAUAAGUUAUCAGUCAUAGACUUUCAUGCUACAUGGUGUGGACCAUGUCAUGCGAUUGCCCCUACAUUUGAAUCCCUAUCAAAGCAGUAUAAAAAUGUCAAUUUCUUGAAAUGUGAUGUCGAUGCUGCAAGGGAUGUCGCCAGCAAAUACUCAGUAUCUGCUAUGCCCACGUUUAUAUUUCUCAAAGGGACUACGAAAGUCGAUCAAGUCCGAGGAGCCAACAAAUCUGGCCUUGAAGAUGCUCUGAAACGUCAUUCUUCUGGUGCUUCUACUGGUGCUGCCUUCACUGGCAAAGGUCAGACGUUGGGCUCCUCGUCGAGCUCCUCGUCCCCGUCUGCUUAUCCCAACGAUAUCACAUCCAGCGCAUACUCCGCUUGGUCUGACUUGGAUCCCAAAAUAAAGAUUCUUCUUGGUUUAGUCGCAGCAUAUAUUUUCUUUUGGUUAAUAUAAUCUUAGACCAGGAUAACCCUAUUUAUUGCAUUGUGUAUGACAAUUCCCGUAGCAUGAUCCUGGAUACAGGAUAUCCACAAUAUUGAUAUUUCAUGUGUUGAAAAAUAUACAGUCCCCAUACAUGCGUGUACGGUCAAGGCGAUUAUCAUCGGCUAGCAUCCUAAUAACUUUGAUAUUCAACUAAUGGGUAGGAAUGUGAUACAUGCCCAUCCACUCGGUCCAAUGGGCAUAUUUCCACGUAUUCAAUACCUCGAAACUAAUUUGUGCCCCAUCCCAUAGCGUGAAAUGCCUGCUUGGCGGCCUCUUCCUUAGCAAUUUUCUGAUUUUUGCCUAUUCCGCAGCCCUUCUCUUCUCCAUUAACAACGCAACGGACGAUCCACUGAGGAUUAUGUGAUGGUCCUGACGACUCCGCAGGAUAGUUCACGGGCAAUCCCAUUUUAUUAGCCGUUUGGUUGAAGAUAGCUAAAGUGCCUGCAGACGCUGGUAGUCCGGGCGCGGAAGACCCGCUGAGGAUUGCGGAUGUCGGAUAGAGAGGUGGUUGUGGCAUUCCAGGAGCAGGGCGUGUCUGAUUUAAACCGCCUGGUAACACAGGAGGCUCCACCUCUGGGCAUAUGAGACGGCUGAUCCAAGGACAGACCUCAGCCAUACCCUUCGAUGUAUACACAGCUCCAACGUACGAAUGAAACAAAAAACGCGUUUCCUCGGGAGUAUCUAAUACUGUUGAGGUGGCGCAUCGUACUUUGUCUUUAAGUCGAUAGGUAGAAACCCAUGUAUUGAAUGUUUCAUUGGCGAGUAGCUUUUCUUUCUCUUCAAGUAUCUCUGAAGCGCUCAGCAUGGGCCGUUUCGUAAACAAGCAAAAAGUGAUGGUCAUGCGUAGCACAUCUUCUCCAAGUCUAGCGAGCCUGUCCGUGUUGCCAUAAUCUUCGUUGUCGGUAUGGUUAUGAGCCAGGGACCUAUGGGUGAAUACAUCGAGCAUAAGAUCACCAUCGAUCUUUGGUAAUGCCGGGAGGUUGUUCAUGAUGGUAUGUCGUAGGGCAAUAUAAGGACACUCAGAGAACUAAGGAUAUUAUUAUACAGCACGUUCCCCGUGGAGCGCUUUAGGAUGUCACAGUGCCCUAGACGGUAAGAAUACGGUAGAUCGGCGACGAUGGCAAAAGGAUAAGCAACUUCACUUGAACCUUAUAUAUUAUUACUUCAAGCUGUGUAUGUACAGUUAUAGGGCCACGGUUAGACUCGCAGGAACGAGCUUUCUCCGUGGAUCGAAUGAAGGUUUCAGAUAGUAAAUGGUAGCUGAUAAGAACAAAGGU
Messenger RNA from Serpula lacrymans var. lacrymans S7.9, 1881 nucleotides. RefSeq lists its product as uncharacterized. The transcript has 11 exons. The record is from RefSeq and is a predicted model, not a curated record. The coding region runs from base 71 to 574 and encodes 167 amino acids. Lineage: Eukaryota; Fungi; Basidiomycota; Agaricomycetes; Boletales; Serpulaceae.